AUGGCGGUGUCCGUGGUGCUGAUCCUGCCCGAGAGCCCCAGCAUGAAGAAAGCUGUGCAGCUGAUAAAUGCGAUAGACACGGGAAGAUUCCCACGACUUGUCAGCCACAUUCUUCAAAAGCUCCACCUGAAGGCCGAGAGCAAGAAACAAGAGCUUCACCUCUUUCUGGAGACAAUAUCAUUUGUUUUGGAACAGGCAGUGUAUCACAACGUGAAGCCAGCGGCACUGCAGCAGCAACUAGAGACUAUUCAUCUUACACAAGACAAAGCAGAAGCAUUUGCCAGUGCUUGGUCGGCUAUGGGUCAAGAAACGGUUGAGAAGUUCAGGCAGAGGAUCCUGGGCCCUCACAAGCUAGAGACAGUGGGAUGGCAGCUUAACCUGCAAAUGGCUCACUCAGCUCAAGCAAAGCUGCAGUCUCCUCAGGCCCUGCUGCAACUGGAAGUGAGCAAGGAAGACUCGAAGAACAUGGAGAAGGUUCUAAUGGAAUUCAAUCCCAAGGAGUUGUUCGAUUUCUACAACAAGCUGGAGACCAUACAAGCUCAGCUGGAUUCCCUCACAUGAUGUUCUUGAAGACUGGCUUCACUGU
Messenger RNA from Arvicanthis niloticus (Nile rat), 586 nucleotides. Lineage: Eukaryota; Metazoa; Chordata; Mammalia; Rodentia; Muridae. The record is from RefSeq and is a predicted model, not a curated record.